Monodelphis domestica (gray short-tailed opossum) is the source of this 9266-nucleotide messenger RNA. Its product is annotated as proteinase-activated receptor 4-like. Gene Ontology annotation, biological process: phospholipase C-activating G protein-coupled receptor signaling pathway; thrombin-activated receptor signaling pathway; blood coagulation. Gene Ontology annotation, cellular component: plasma membrane. Lineage: Eukaryota; Metazoa; Chordata; Mammalia; Didelphimorphia; Didelphidae. Gene Ontology annotation, molecular function: thrombin-activated receptor activity. The record is from RefSeq and is a predicted model, not a curated record.
ACUGGGUGACAUGGCCCUAGAGCAGAUGUGCAUGUCCCGCAUGUCCUUAACGCAGGCCUGGCUGCAUUAAUCUAAACACAAUUAUGGUCUCCUCAUCAGGAAAUGCUCAAGGCUGGAGUGUCCACAUCCGUGUGUGUGUGUGUCUGUGUGUGUGUGUGUGUGUGUGUGGCCUCAGCAGGAAAUGCCUCAUCACAGCAGCUCCUAUCCGCCUUUUGGAACAGCGUGAUCUCACUGGCUCUCAGCCUCUGCUCCAUUCAGUCCCAGCCUGGUACAUUGGACCAUGCAGAGCUCCUGCAGCCCCAUCCUCUUCCUAGUCUACUGCCUCCUGGCUGGCUGCCUGGCACCGACUUUCUACGAUGAUGAUACUAACAACACGGGUGAAAAUGAAGAUGGCCCCACCAAUAACACUUCAGUAUUUUACAGUGGAAUGGGCUUACCUGGGGAGUUGUUCAACCUUAAUAACACUAUCUACCUGUAUCUGGACAAUGAGCUCCGGAAGCUCCUGUUUAGCUGGGUCUCCACAAGCUUGGUACCUUCCCUCUACACUCUUGUCUUCUUGGUGGGCUUGCCAGCCAAUGGCUUAGCCUUGUGGGUGCUGGCUACCAAGAUCCAGAGGCUGCCUUCCACCAUUUUUCUGAUGAACCUCGCUGUGGCUGACCUGCUCCUGGUUCUAGUCCUCCCCUUCAAGAUCUCCUACUAUUUUCUGGGCCACAACUGGAUUUUUGAGGAGGGCCUUUGCCGCCUGGUGACUGCUUUCUUCUAUGGAAAUAUGUACUGUUCCAUGUUACUCCUUGCCUGCAUCAGUCUGGACAGGUACUUGGCCAUCGUCCAGCCCUUCUUCUCCCGCUCUGUGCGCAGCCCAGCCUUUGCCAGCUGCCUCUGUGUCGUGGCGUGGCUUGGGGCGGCCUCCCUCACCCUGCCCCUGACUGUCUAUAGGCAGUCCUACCCCCUGCACGGCAGCUCUGGGCUCAUCGUGUGCCACGACGUGCUUCCUGAAGAUGAGCAGAAUGGCCAUUUCCUGAACAUCUUCGUCUGCUUGGUUGUGCUGGGCUUCCUCCUCCCACUGCUGGUCAUUCUCUUUUGCUACAGCUCUGUCAUCUGCGCCCUGGCAGCCAGUGGGGAGAAGUACAGCCAUGCCAUCAAGCUCACAGUGCUGGUGCUGGCCUCGGUGGUUGUACUCUUCACCCCCAGCAACUUUCUCCUGCUCAUCCACUAUUCGGAUCCCAAGGCCAACGGCUUUGGAAAACUCUACCUCUGGUAUGUCCUCAGCUUGGCCAUCAGCACCCUCAACAGCUGUGUGGACCCGUUCAUCUAUUACUAUGUGUCUGAGGAGUUCAGGGACAAAAUCAAAGGAAAGCUUUGUCACCAGCACAGGAGCAGGCUCGCAGUCCAGAAAACUUCCAAGGAAGAUGUCCCUGGGCUGGGUACCCGCUCUACAUCUCUCCUUUAGAGAUUCAUGGGCUCUGGCACCGAAUCUGGCCUACAGGUGGCUCUAGGACAGACGGGCCUGUUCUGUGUCAGCUCCAGAGGAAUCUCUGGUAUAUUCUGGUAACCCCCCUUUGUCACUGGCCCAAAGGUGCCCUGUAAUUGCCACCCUCAUCCUUGUCUCACCAAACUGGAGAGAUGAGAGGGGUUAGGCAUGGGGGCAUCAGCCGCCUGCCUCCCUGCUUCCAUUUUCAAUAGGACUUUUCACAAUCCUUGAAGCUCCAACCCCACUUCCAAGGAAGGCGAGUACUUUCUUUCCUGUUGGAUAAAUACUGAUGGCACUGAGGGUGUCUGUCCUGGAGAAGCGAAAACUCAGUGGGGACAGCAUGGGGGAGUGGGGAGCACAUAACAGACACUAUCUGCCUUCUAGUGAGUGAAGGAAAGAGAUCAGAAUAUUCUGUUUGGCCAAAGAAGGAAGAAACAGGACCAAGACUGGGAGAGUAGGGGUAACUAGGUGGCUCAGAGGAUAGAGAGUGCUAGACAUAGAGACAGGAGGUCCUGGGUUCAAAUCUGGCCUCUGGCACUUCCCAGCUGUGUGACUCUGGGCAAAUCACUUAGCCCCAAUUGCCUAGCCCUUAAUGCUCCUCUGCCUUGGAAGGAUUGUCAGAGCAGUUUCAGCUUUUGCUGCUACUAAGCCACCCCACUCUUUUGCUUUGCAACCCACGCACAGUAUUGAUUCGGAGAUGGAAGGUGAGGGUUAAAAAAAACAACAGAGUGAUGGAGGGACUAGUAUACACAUUUUGACCAAUAUGAGAAAAAUGUUCUAACAAUAGAGCCACAAAAAAGGAGAAUGGGCUGCCCAGGGGGAGGUGAAUUCCUAGAGGUAUUGAAGGAAAUGCUGGACAAUGACUUGGCAUGUUCUGUAGUUCUGUUAUGCCACACUUCAGGAAAGGAUUUGGAAGUCACGGAAGACCCUUCCAACUCCAACAUCCCAUGCCUGGUUUUAUUGGGAUCUGUCCUUGCCGGCUGAACUUUCAAGAUCCCAGAUCCCUCCCUCCUCAGUUGAAGUAGGUGUGGCCCCUGAGAGAGGAAAGGGGCCUCAAGGGUGAGGCCUGGCACCCAAAACAUGCAGCUGGGACAAGUUGGUGUCUUCUUCAGCAGCCACCUGGGCCAUGCUGGCUGGGUUUAUUCUGCCCCAUCAGUUGUUCCGUGUUCCCCCAGUAAACAUGAUGGUGACUAUAGGAUAGGCUCUGCUCAAUGGAGAACUGACUUGAGACCCAGGUGGAUUCUAAUCAGGUUCUCUUUGAUGGGACCCAGCAAAUGAAGGUUCAUGACAAGCUGGCUGCCUUGCUCUAACAUGAGAUCUCUGUGCUAGUUGGCACCAUUGUAUUUCCUCAUCUAAAAGUUAUAACUGAUUUUGGAACCCAAAAUGUGGAAUCUGGGAGGCACCCAAUGACUAAUAAGAUGAAAGGUAAGAGCAGCAGAGUUGGGAGGGCCCUUCAAACAUACAAUAUCAGAGCAGGGAGGACUUAGGACAUGAGAUGUCAGAGCCAGGAAGGCUCUUGGGACACAGAAAGUCAGAGCUGGGAGGAACCUGAGAAUACAGAAGAUCAUGACUAGGAGGACCCUUAGAAUAGAGAAUGUCAGAGCUGGGGAGGGUCCUUAGAACACAGGAUGUCAGAACUGGGAAGGCUUUUAGGACACAGAAAAUCAGAGUUGGGGGGACUCUUAGAAUACAGGUCAUGGCUGGGAAGACCAUUGGAGCACAGAAUAUCAGGGUGAGGAGUGACCUUAGGACACAGACUGUUGGAAUUGCAACAGUCUUUAAAGAUCAGCUAAUCUAACUACCUUUACUUUAGUAUAUAUGGGAUGCAAGAGAAGCCCGAGAGGGCUCAUGGGAUCAAAGAUUGGGAUCUAGAAGGGCCCUUGGAGGUCAUUAAAUUCAUUUUACAGAUAAGGAAACUGAGGCUGAGAAGUUUAAUGACUUGCUCAGAAUCUCACAGCUAUUGAGUAUUUGAGGCAGGAUACAAACUCAGGUUUUCCCCAAGUCCAUGUCCAGCUAUCUGAUGCCUCUCAUUUAUACCAACUCCCUCAAUAGACAAAAGAAGAAAAGGAAACUGAGGGUUGUGACAAGGAAAUCACUUUAAAAGACUGAUAUAUAUUAAUUUAAGGUCGCCAAGGAAUUCAGCUAUGUAAUUCCUAAAUGAAACUCAAGUCAGCAGUCAACCUUUUAUGGAGUUUUUAAUUACAAACAGGAGGAAGAAAGGUAUUAGAGAGAGACAGAGACAGAGAGACAGAGACAGAGAGAGAAAGAGAGAGAGAGAGAGAGAGAGAGAGAGAGAGAGAGAGAGAGAGAGAGAGAGAGAGAGAGAGAGAGAGAGAGAGAGAUAAAGGGGAGAGAAGGGAAUAGGGCUUAAAUACCCCCUCUGUUUAGGCUGGGCCAAAAGGCCCAAGCCCUUAGAUAGCUGAGGCAAAGAAAAGAGAUCAGUCCCUCUCACUCACGUGACCAAAAUGGAGAAACAGUCUCAGGGGCCUCCACCUCCAGCUUCCUUCAGAACAAGCUUCUCAGAGCACAACCUCUCAGAGCAAAACCUCUCCAAUCUCCUCUCAGUCCUCAGACCCUGCUAUCCUUAAGGAAACCAUCCAAGUUCACUCCCCUUAGUUCUCACAUCUACCAAUCACUGUCCAUGUCUUCCCUGUGCCAAUGGUGGCUCUAGCUUAACCCAGGACCGCCCAGAAGUCUCUCAAAUAAUUAAAUCUUGAUCCUUUGCUGCAGCCCUUCCUAAAUGCUGUUACCCUGAGCAGGGUGGAGAUUGGAAGUUCCAAGACCUGGUUCUGUCAUUCCAAGUAUCUUUAUUGUAUCAAUUCUAAAAUCAAUCAUGACUCAAAGAACUUCCUGUUCUAUGCUUAAGCAUAGGUCAAAGCCCUUUCCAUUGUUCAGCAGAAGGUUUCUGUCCUAAAGUAAUCUUAAGUAGGGAGGAGAAGGAACCUCCCAUGCCAAUGAGGUUCACAUUCCAAUAGAGUUCCCACUAUCAGUAGGAAAUUCUUCAAGUAUGAAAUUUCCCAAUGGUGAAAUUUCCAACAUUUAUAAGUCUAAGAAAUUUUAAGGUUUACAAUCCCCCCUGAUGAUCAUUGGGAGAUUAGUCUCCCCAUUGAUCAUUUAACAUAAUCAAUUUGUAGUUCUAAAUGCACUUCUAACUAUAGAUAUACACAAUAUUCAAUUUUCUAAGAGAAAUUAGAAUAGUGAGAGAGGAAAUAGAAAAGAAAAGAAAGCAAAACCAAUGUUUUGCUAGGCACAUUGACAGAAAGCCAAAUUAGGGGCAGUCCCUUUUGGCAUAAAUGUGUACAAUUACAAUAAAUGUUCAAUCAAAAGUUCAGUCCAAUCAAUCAUAUCCAAAGUUCAUUCUUGAUCUUCUUGAUGAAGUGUAGGUUUUCGGCAUCUUUCUGCAACAGUUUAUUCUCUGGAUAUAAAAAUUUCAAGCUUCUUUCUUGAAGAUCUUUUCUCGAACAGAAUCAAAAUCUUUGAUUUUUAUAACAGUAAAAUUUUAUACAAAAUUCAAAAUUCUUGGAUUUUUAUAAAAAUACAAUCUCAAAAAAAAUUCAAAAAUAAAAAAAAUUCUUAGAUUUUAAAUUAAAAUACAAUCCCCCCUGAAGUAAGUAUUAAAAAAAAAUCAAGUUUAGCUCAGAAUGCAAUGUUCAGUUAUGGGGGUGUAUGUGUCAAUUAUCAAAAGAAUAGAAAAUAAUCAAAAACAUAAGAAAAAAUUCAAAAUAGGCCUUGUAUAGGUCCAGUUUAAAGUAAUUUCUAUCCCACAAGUAUGUAGGACAGAAUGCAGUCAUGUUUCACUUAGCCAUUUGUAGCCAAGACUACAGGAAGUUGCCAUAAUAUAAGAAGAAAAGAAUUAGAAUUCUAUUUUGAUGGGGAAAUGUCAUUCCCUCAUCUGAUUUUUUUUGUCAUUCUCAGGGAUAUAGGGAGCCAGCAUGAUAGUCAAGCUUUAUACUUGUUUGAGUACUUCGUAAAGAGUGUAGAUACAAGGAAGUCCUACAACUUAAACAUAAGUUAAGCGUCACAACCUCGAGUCUCACUUUAAUAUUUCUUGUGUGCUCUGUUGGCACUAUUCAGGUUUAGUCUGUGCUCCUUGUUUUUAUCCCUUUUCCUGGAAUCAGACACAAACAUUAAUCACAGUCCUAUAAUAUUUUAUCAAUAAAUGGCAGGUUCCCAUAGUUUAAAGCUUUUAGGUAUAUAUUGAUAUUAUAGCAAGAGUAUAUAUAUUAACUUGUAUUACUGCCGGAAAAAAUAAUAUUAAUAUUAAUUAUGUGUACCUUCAGUACAAAAAAUGAGAAAAAAAUCAAAUAUUCUGAUCAAAAAAGAAAAGAAAUAAGAAAAAUAAGAAAAAAAUCAGUAAUUCAAUAUAUUCUUGAAAAAACAGCAUCCAUUUGUCUAUGGAUUAUUAUCUCCAAUUCAUAUGAUAAGAUAGAGUCACAAUGCAUAUGAUAGGAUACAGUCAAUCAGUCUCAGCAGAAGAUGCUUUCUUCACAUGUGAGCAGUGAAUCCAAGAGUCUCUUUCUCCAAUCUUUAUAGAUGUUGGAGUAGUUAAUAAUAUUUGGAAUGGUCCUUCCCAUGAAGGUUGAGUUUCUCCAGUUCGCUUGAAAUUCUUGAUAUAAACUUUAUCUCCUGGGUUCAGGUCAUGCAGAGAAAAGUCUAAUGGUCCGGCUUGUACUGCAGCUCCGGAUUCAUGAAGUUCAUGUAGUUUGUGCUGUAACUCCUGUAUAUAGGAAGCAAUAGUAAUAUCUCCCCCUAAUAGCGAUGUAUAAGCUGGGGAGAAAGGCUUAGCCUGAAUAGGCAGAUGUCCAAAAAGCAUCUCAAAUGGUGAGAUGUGUAAGUCUCCUCUAGGCCUGCUUCUAAGAUAAAAUAGGGCCAGAGGGAAAAUUUCAGGCCAUUUUAAAUGGGUCUCAGUCCAUAAUUUGCCAAUCAUAGUUUUAAGUUCUUUAUUCAUCCUCUCCACUUGGCCUGAGCUCUGGGGGUGAUAUGGAACAUGAAAUUUGGGAGUUAUCUCCAAGCAAGAAUAUAUUUGAUUUAAGACAGAAUCGGUAAAAUGACUCCCUCUAUCGGAGUCAAUACGUGCUGGCAGGCCAAAACGAGGAAUAAUUUCCUUUAAAAGUCUCUUUGCAACAAAAUCUGCUGUGGCUCGGGUCGUAGGAAAUGCUUCCGGCCAUCUAGUUAGUUGAUCUACAAUUACCAGACAAAAUUUAUAACGUCCAGCCUUUGGCAUCAUUAUGAAAUCUGUCUGUAGAUGUUCAAAAGGUGUGUAAGCCAGAGGACGUCCCCCAAAGGCUUUUCCAUGAUAAGCAUGUUGGUUAUAUGCCUGGCAAAUGGAGCAAGCUGAACAUACUUUAGAGGCUAUAUCCUCUCUGGAGCCAUAGCAUCCCGACUGAGUGACAAAUGCCAAAAGCAUAUCUAGAAUUCAUAUAAAUUGUUGCCUUUUUAUCCUUGGCAAUUAUAUAAGCUUGUUUUAGAGCUAUGAGUUCUGCUCCUUGAGCACUAAUGUUAGAAGGUAGUGAAGCUGACCAUUCAGUAGCAAAUUCUGAGACUAUGGUAGCUCCAGUGUAACUUAUGCCAUCCCUCAUAAAAGAAGAACCAUCGGUAAAUAAAAUCAGAUCUGCAUUGUCUAAGGGAGUGUCCAAGAGAUUAUCUCGAGGCUUUUCUGCCAUGGACACUAAUGUUUCACAGUUAUGUAAUGGUUCUCCUGAAGUAGGUAAAUCUGGAAAUAAGGUGGCAGGGUUAAGAGUUGAACAGCAUUUCAAGGUAAUAUUUUCACUAUUUAAUAAGGUUAUUUCAUACCUUGUAAUUCUCUGAUCCGAGAAUGCCUGUGUUCUAUGUUUUAUCAAUAAUGCUUCUAUCUCAUGUGGGCACAUUAUUGUUAAUGGACAUCCCAAUACUAAAUCAAAGUUUUUUGUUACUAGUAAGGCUGUAGCAGCUACUCCUCUAAGGCAUGGUGGUGCUCCUGCUGCUACUGGGUCUAGUUGGGCAGAAUAAUAAGCAAUUGGGCUCUGAGAAGGUCCCAAAGUCUGAGUUAACAUGCCAGAGGCUACUCCUCUUCACUCAUGCACAUAUAAAGUAAAUGGCUUGUUGUAAUCUGGGAUGUCUAGAGCAGGGGCAGACAUGAUAGCCUUUUUUAGAUCUGAUAGAGCUGACAAGUGUUCAGGCUCUAAUUUGAGAGAUUCAGGAACCAAAUCCUUUGUUAAUGCUAUAAGGGGUUUAGUAAUUUCCCCAUAGCAAGGAAUCCAUUGUCUGCAAAACCCUGUUGCUCCUAAAAUUGCUCUCAGCUGUUUCUUAGUGGUAGGAGCACUCAAUUUUUGAAUAUUCUCCAUUCAUUUUGGAGAAAUAUAAUGAGCAUAUAUAACGAGUUUAAGUAAUUUUCACAAGAUCACAUGGGUAAUAAAGUAGAAUUUGAACCCAGCGCCUGGUUACAAAUCCUGGUUACCAAUCUCUUUGCUAUAUCGGUCUUUUCAUCAUUCAGUGGCAAAGUUGGCUCUCGAAUUCAGGUCUCAGACUCUAGCCUGGAGCAGGCUCUCAUUCUGUUUCUCUUUGCCACAGUCCACUGGGGCUCUUCAUGAGGUGUCUUUCUGCUUUUGUACAGUUAAAAUUGGCACUUGAGCUGGGCCAUUCUCAGGACAGAAGGCUACUGGCAAAUGUUGAUAACCUGACUUUGUCAAAAGACUAAGCCAGGACUGGGGCCUCCACAGGCCCUUCACUAAAGAAACCAGGAAGGACCUCAAUCACAUCUAAUCAGACCCUCUUAUCUUACACUGAGGAAAGAAAGGCUUACCUCACCUAUAGAUUAAGUGACCUGUCCAGGGCCACUUAGCCAGGAAAUAGCUAGAUUUAAGCCAAGGUCCUCCAGGUUCUAAAUCCUAUGCUCAAUCCAGUCUGCUAGAUGGCCAUGAGUCCUCCUUCAGGCUUUGACCAGAGUUCUUCUAGAUGAGGAAAUGAGAAUUUUGCAGGUGGAAACAAGCAAACUUACCAUUCAAGGGAUGCGGAGGAUGGGAGGUUGGGGGGAGGAGAGAAGAAGGUAGAGAGGGAAUAGAAGAGUCAGCAUUUGACUGGAGGCUUGUGGAAUGAAGGGAGCAGCACUAGGAAUCUUGCCUAUUCCUGCAAAAUCCUUUCAAUAAUAUCCUGGAAUUUGGAGUUUCUCUGACCUUGGUGACUCGACCUACUCUCUGAAAGAGCCAGUGGGCAAAUGGGAUGAUAAAUGGCCAUUGGAGGACGAGGUUGGAUCCUCAGGGAGGAUCUGUUCUAACAAGAACCUGGGGUUCUCUCACUUCCUGCCUGGCCAGCCCUACUUUAUAUGAUGGUAACGGGACUCCUCCACUCUCUCCCUGCUAGCCCCAUUGCAGAAAGAAUGUCUGUCUUGCUGGGCUAGGCACUUUCCAGCAGCCAGUAAUAAUAGCCCCUAUUUCUAGGGCUCUUUGGGAUCUGCAAAGAACUUUACCUAGAACAGUUCUCUGAGGCAAGAGAGGUAGCAAGGCAGACACGGAGUCUGCAGUCAGAAAACGCAGGUUCUAAUCCUGACUCUGAGAACCAGAGAAUCCACGAGCGGGGGAAGUGCCCUUGGAAGGCAGUUAGUCUGACUCCAAAGAGAGGAAUCCGGCCAACAGCGGAUGCCCAGUCUCAUCCUUUCCUGAUCCCCCUCCAUCCUGCUGCCCUGUCUACAUCUUGUACGCAUAUAGUUUGCAUGUCAUCUCCCCCAUUAGACUGGAAACUCCUUGUGGGCAGGGACUGCUUUGUGCCUUUCUUUGUAUUCCCAGAACUGAGUAGGUGCUUAAUAAAGGUUGGUUAAUGA